UACUGUACAUGUAUUCCUCUUUUGCUAGUUUAACUGUACUCAAAGUUGAAGCAAGUCGUGUAACAACAAUGAAAUAAAUCAAAUAAAAAACAUUUCAUCUCAGAGUAAUUCAAAUUUUUAUUGAUAACAUUACUACGAAUUGAAUAUGGCUGUUGCUAUUAAUUCAUUUGACGAUUGGUUGUUGAAAAAGCUACGAUCCUUGAACACUGAUGAAGGAAUAUUCGGAUCAUACAUAAAAGGAAUAUUAGAAAGUGAUGACUCUGAAGAUGAAAAAAAUGAAGCGCUUCAAAACUUAUUAUCAAGUGUUACGGAAAAUGACACUAGUAUCCAUGUAUCAGAAAUUCUGUCCACAUGGAUAGAUUGGCUCUCUUCUAGAGACGGAAUAAAUUCUGGUUCAUGCAUUGAAGAUAUGGAUGUUCGUUUAGCCAGAAUGUUAGAAUUACAAUCUAUUCCUACUAUUACCCAGCGAAAUUAUACUGACGAAGAGCGCCGUAUCCGUGAAACUAUUCUAGCUCAGUAUAGUCAAACGUCAGCUGAAGGAAAAAGUGAUGAAGAAGAUGAAGAAAAAGAAUUUAUUGGAACUGGUAUGAUUGAAAAGAAUACAAACGUUGCGAACAUCAUUCAACAAGAGAAAGAAAAACGAGAAAAAGCAAAAUUAGACAGUCAAAAAAAGAAAGAAAAGGAUAAAGAAGAUCGAGAAAAACAAAAACAAUCUAAAGACGAACGAAAAGAAAAACGCAAAACACAAAAAGGAGAAAGAAGGCGGUAACGCUGAUAAUCUGUAUGAAUUAUUCAAAUAUUACUUUUAAUAAAAAUUGGAAAAUUUUUGCGGAUAAUGCUCAGCAGUAUUUUCACUUAUAAAGUACCAAUAAUCCUGGAAUGACGGUGUAUCUCAAUUUCAAUAAAGUUCAAAAAAAAUAAU
This is a messenger RNA of Chelonus insularis, 922 nucleotides long. RefSeq names its product coiled-coil domain-containing protein 43. The coding region runs from base 146 to 769 and encodes 207 amino acids. The transcript is spliced from 3 exons. The record is from RefSeq and is a predicted model, not a curated record. NCBI's taxonomy places the organism in Eukaryota, Metazoa, Arthropoda, Insecta, Hymenoptera, Braconidae.